Messenger RNA from Lasiosphaeria miniovina, 1020 nucleotides. RefSeq names its product kinase-like domain-containing protein. Lineage: Eukaryota; Fungi; Ascomycota; Sordariomycetes; Sordariales; Lasiosphaeriaceae. The transcript is spliced from 3 exons. Gene Ontology annotation, molecular function: ATP binding; protein serine/threonine kinase activity. Gene Ontology annotation, biological process: protein phosphorylation. The record is from RefSeq and is a predicted model, not a curated record. Bases 1 to 1020 code for a protein of 339 amino acids.
AUGGCCCGAGUGGUUACGCUCGCCGAACGUGGUCGAGUUUUACGGCGCCCGGACGUCAGGUGGCAUGUUACCGUCACCUUCCAAGAUGCACCAAAAGUGCCAGAGGGGACCCCGUCAUCGCAGCAGAGAAGGGACCUCGAGGAUCUCUGUCUCUGCAUUGACUUCGACCGCGUACCGCUAUCGCGCGACACCGUCACCGAACUCAUUCUUUCCACUAAGGGCAACGCUGCGCUGCCGAUGAAGGCGGAGCCUGAUACGAACAGCUUAUAUGCGAGCAUCGCUGGAAAUCUACGUUUCUAUACUCGGGAGGAUCCGCUCCGGCAAGAAAUAGCGCCGGGGAUAUGCGUGGUCCGCAUUAGCGGAGACGAGAGGCUAUACGUCUAUAAGGAGGUAGAUAGACCUCAAUACCAACCUGAAGAUUCCGAAAUCCUACAACGGGAGCUGCGUAACCUGGAGCAGCUACCCCAUUCGGAAGAAAUCGUGCGUCUAGUUGCCACCGUCUCAUCUAUCAACCCGUACAGAACUGCCGUAGCGGACGCGGACAGUUCUGGUGCUUCCUUCCUCCGAGGUUUCCUCCUUGAGUACCACCCAAAUGGCACUCUGCGGGACGCUCUACGAUCAACGGACUCGGAGGCCGUCUGGCCCUGGCGCCGGUGGGCGCUUCAAAUUGCAUACGGGCUCAACCACCUCCACUGCCACAACGUAACCCACUUGGAUUUAAAGUCGUCAAAUAUCGUCAUCAGCGAAAACUCAAAUGCUAUUUUAAUCGACAUCGGAGGAGGCGGUUAUACCCGUGAGUGGCUUGCGCCAAAUAUGAUCGGCGUAUCCAAUCCGAUGUGGGAACCCUUUGAAGCUUGGGUAAAGAAUGACAUAUGGGCAUUUGGGAUGAUACUAUCAGAAAUGGCAAGCGCCUCAUACGAUAUUACAGAACAGAAACUGUUAAAUGACGUUGCCUCGCGUACCGCCUCACGCACCUCCCAUCCCAUUCCUCUUAACCAAGCUAUCUCUUUACUCGAGUAG